Messenger RNA from Pygocentrus nattereri (red-bellied piranha), 2636 nucleotides. RefSeq names its product glycerophosphodiester phosphodiesterase domain containing 1 (gene gdpd1). Gene Ontology annotation, cellular component: endoplasmic reticulum membrane. NCBI's taxonomy places the organism in Eukaryota, Metazoa, Chordata, Actinopteri, Characiformes, Serrasalmidae. Gene Ontology annotation, biological process: N-acylethanolamine metabolic process; glycerophospholipid catabolic process. The record is from RefSeq and is a predicted model, not a curated record. Gene Ontology annotation, molecular function: phosphatidylcholine lysophospholipase A1 activity; phosphoric diester hydrolase activity. Bases 310 to 1263 code for a protein of 317 amino acids. The transcript has 10 exons.
CUAAGAUGACAGAUCAGAGCGAACGGCUGCCGGCCGCGGAUGGGAAGCCAGGGAUCGCAGACAGCGGUUCGGCUAUGACAGAGCGCGGUCUCUGACUUGCAUCUACAUCGAUCUGUUUACCGAAGCACCGGCACUCAGUAGGCAGCUGUCUGUCUUCUUUAAGAAGCCGGCCGGUGCGCUCGCCCCGCUGUAGCAACCAGGCUAACGUUCCUGCCGUAGAUGUUAGCCUGUGAAGUGUCGGCUAGCCGUUAGCUACACCGCGCCGUCACAUUCCGCCUACUUUAGACCUGUGAGGCAGGAAUCGCAGGCAUGAGUGCCGCAGUGUACGUCUUGUCCACGGUUACGGGUUAUGUCCUCACCUCGGCGUUAUUACUGAAAUGCCCGUCGCUGCUGCACCGGAGGAAGCGAGAGACGUUUCGUAGCGGACACAUAUCGCAUCGCGGGGGUGCAGGUGAGAACCUGGAGAACACAAUGGCAGCCUUCAGGCACGCUGUACAACUUGGCACAGAUAUGCUGGAGCUGGAUUGUCACUUGACCAAGGACGAGCAGGUGGUGGUGCUGCAUGAUUCCAACCUGAAGAGGUCGACUGGUGUGAGCGCCAACAUUUCAGAUGUGGUCUAUGCUGAUCUCCCACCUUACUUGUGUAAGCUCGGGGUGACUUUCAAGCGAGAGUGCUUUGUUGAAGGUGGCAACGACAAGCACAUCCCCCUGCUGAGAGAGGUCUUCGAGGCGUUCCCAAACGUGCCCAUUAACAUUGACAUCAAAGUCAAUGACGACACGCUCAUUAAGAAGGUCUCGGAGCUGGUCGUAAAAUAUGACCGGGAGCAUCUGACUGUAUGGGGUAAUUCCAGCAACCAGAUCGUUCAGAAAUGUUACAAAGAGAACCCCCAGAUCCCAGUGCUGUUCAGCUUGCCCAGAGUGCUGCUGUUGGUGGGGCUUUUCUACACAGGCCUUUUGCCCUUUGUGCCCCUCAAAGAACAGUUCUUAGAGAUCCCUAUGCCUUCCAUUACUACCAAACUCCGAGACCCCAGGCGGAUGACACGGGGCGAGCGGUUCAUAACUUGGUUGGCAGACACCCUCCUCAUGAGAAAAGCUCUUUUUGACCAUCUAACAGCUAGGGGAAUACAGGUGUAUGUGUGGGUGCUGAAUGAUGAGGAGGACUUUAAACGUGCCUUUGACCUCGGAGCCACAGGUGUGAUGACGGACUAUCCCACCAAGCUGAAAGAGUUCAUGGAGAAGAACGGCCUCCUUAAAUCCAAGUGACCUGCCGCUGGAAAGAUUGGCCCUGUCUUUGUCCACUGCCCUUUUCCCCACCGUUGUGCUUGGUCUAGUUGGAGUAUCCUGCUCUGUGGUUUUUACACAUCCGCAUUCACUUGUGUGAGGUAACAGAAGAGACAGCUACGAGCGUGAUGACCACUUUUUAAUAUGAUUACCCGUCAGAAACCCACAGUAGCUGUCUCUAAUCAUCCAAUAGUGCAAUAAUAAUCAAUGUUCAGCGGAAAUGUAUGGUGGGAAUACAGUUGGUGUGUUGUCUAUUUCAGAUCCUCUUCUAUUGAAGCGUUGAUGUGCCCCUUUGAGAUACAAUAAGUAGAUUUUUUUUUUAUUGAAGCUUUAAGAGAAAAAGCAUAUUGCAUCGUUCAGAUGUUACAUUGUGACAACACUACACCUUUUCUUCCUAGACAUACUGACAGUGCUGAAGGUUUUAAUGUGAUGAGUAGCCAUGGAACCAGCAGUGGGCCUCUUGUGUUAUGCAUGUCCAUAACCAUGGACACAGUGCGAAACUUGGGAGCUACAAACGACUAAAUAGUGUGUCUCAAGUUUACAAGCGAAAGCUUUUAUCUGUGAGCAUUUGUACCAUACAUCAGUACCAAAAGUACAUCGUUUUGUUACUGUAGAAUUAUCUCAAACAACAUAGUGUAUUUAUCAAUUCUGCUGUAUCUCAAUCGCUUUUAAAAUUAUUUAUUUGCCUGAAUAAAAUGAGUUGCAGCAUUCUCACAGGCAAUAACAUCUACGUAUAGAUUGAAAAAGAAGGCUGGAGCCCCUCCUAUGGAGUGGAGAGGUAAAGGGCAUUACUGUUUACUUACGUGUUGUACUUUGAUCUGCAAUGUUCUUUUACGACAGAAUGCCUUAAUGUACACUUCCUGGCCACUUUAUUAGAAACACUAAUCUUGUAGGGCCUCCUUGCUGGUGUGCGGGUAGAAGCUGAAGCCCAUCCUCUAGCCCGUCAGGUUCUGUCCGCAGAGCCCCUCGCCACCAGUGUGAGUGUCACUGUUGUGUUGAAUGCUCCACCAUCCUAAUAAUAUCUGCUCAGCAGCAGUGCUGUGGUCUCCGUGAUGAAACGGUGAUGAAUGAGGUAGUGGGUGGCCAACAUAUUGUGCAUGACAACAGAUGGGCUGCAGUCUGUACACCUACAGUACUGUGCAAAAGUCACAGACCUCCUUUCGUUUAUUUCAUUUGAACAGAAGCGAAGCCCAGUGUUUGAAUAUAGCAUCAUUUUUCAGUCUGCAGGGACGUUCAGUCUUUGAAGUUGGCUGCAUUUUCUGCUUCUCAUGCUUCAACGCAUUCAGUGAUGUUGAGGUCUGGGCUCUGGGGUGGACAGUCCAUUAUUCUGAGAACACCAAAUUUUCCUUCUUAAU